Molecule: messenger RNA, 1242 nt
Organism: Solanum dulcamara
Lineage: Eukaryota; Viridiplantae; Streptophyta; Magnoliopsida; Solanales; Solanaceae
Product: GATA transcription factor 21-like
Exons: 3
Coding region: 163-1002 (279 amino acids)
Biological process (GO): regulation of DNA-templated transcription
Molecular function (GO): zinc ion binding; sequence-specific DNA binding
Source: RefSeq, a predicted model, not a curated record
CCUGUUAAGUUGUCAUGAAGUCACGUGAAUGUCUAUGCCUCUCUCUCCUAUGACUAAAAAAUCCCUCCUUUUAAGACUCCCCCAUCCAAUAUCUCCCUCUUGAUAUAUCAAUCCCCCUAUACCUAUCUCAUUCUUCUUUCAUUUUUCUUGAUCACUUUCCCCAUGACUCCACUUGAUCACAUAACUACUUUCCCUUUUGAGCUUAACAAUAAUAAUAACAAUGAUCUGAAGAAUUCUCUUGUUACCCCUAAAUAUCAGGCUUCAUCUUCUUCUCACUCAUCUUAUCAUCACUUUUUCUUCAACUCAACUACUGAUAAAACCGGAAGUUUUCGUCAUCACCCUACCGAAUAUUAUAUGUCACAGCACCAACCUGAGGUGGAUAAUCAUGAUGCAUCAUAUGAUUUAGGGAAGAAAAAAAAGGUAGGAAGUGGUCUCAAAUUGACCUUGUGGAAGAGAGAAGACAAGUUGGUGUCUUCAAGGAUAAAAAACUUGGAUCAAGCAAGAAUGAAAAAUACCACCAACAAUGCUUGUAUCAAAUUGAAGCAACAACCAAUAGAAACUGAUUACAGUUCCAACAAUAUACCUAUUAGGGUUUGUGCUGAUUGUAACACUACUAAGACCCCUCUUUGGAGAAGUGGUCCCAAUGGACCUAAGUCAUUGUGCAAUGCAUGUGGAAUCCGACAAAGGAAGGCAAGAAGAGAAAUGGCAGUAGCAGCUGAAGCUGAAGCUUCAGCAAAUGGGAAAGCUGAUCAUCAAACAGCAAUAAAGAUAAAGCUACAACAUCAAAGAAAAGUUAAUACAAGCAAUCAUGUUACACCCUUCAAGAAAAGGUGCAAAUUUGGUCCUUCAUCCUCUAGUACUAAUGCACCAAAGAAGCCUGAUUUUGAGGACUUCUUGAUAAACUUGAGCAACAAGUUGGCCCUACAACAAAUUUUCCCACAAGAUGAGAAGGAAGCAGCAAUCCUUCUGAUGGCACUCUCCUGUGGCCUUGUUCAUGACUAAUUAAUUAGCCUUCUUUCAAGUGUGAGUUUGUGUUUGAGAUUGUAAUUACUAGGAAGAGUAAUAUUUAAUUAUAUGAGUGUUAGCAAGAAUGAGAGUAAGUUGAGUCACGAAUUUUAAUAAGAAAUAGUAGGAUUAAUAAAUUAAUUAAAUAGUAUGAUUAGUGAUGAUCGUUUGUAAGAUCAUAAUGACAGAGAUUUGAACAAGGAGAAAACAAGAAAAUUGGCCACUUAAUUAGCUUGA